AUGAGACAUAGUAACACAAUCAAUUUUAUUUUACAACGAAGAUUUUUAGUAUCCAGUAAUGCAAGUAUAAGUAAUUUAGAUGUUUCUUCAUUUAAUAGGGGGAAAAAAAAUUUUCAAAAAAGGAUUUUCUCAAACUUUUUGUUUUCUAAACUUUUUAUUUUGUAUUUCUUCUCCGUUUUAUAUCUCUUCUCAUUACAUAUAUGCGUAUCUAAAGACAAUGCAUUUUCAGAAUUACAAUUAAAUAAAGUGUAUAACAGAAAAUUAGCUGAACAUAUCCCUGAAAAAGGGGAAGAUUCAAAGCAAAAAAAAACUAAUUUUGAUAUAAAUGAGGAUGAAAAAUUGCAGUCAAACUAUAGAAGUUCUAUAAAGUCCGAACUAAAUCAAAGUGAUAAACAUAAUCAUGAAGUAAUGAGCGAAUCGAAAAAAAAACAAAUACUAGAAGAAAGUGAUCGAAUUGAAAAGAAGAAUGAUAACGUGCAUGCUAAAAUGGACAAACGUGAAAUGAAUGAUGAAAUGGGCAAACAAAAAAUACAAAAUGAAGGUUGCGCAAUUUCAUUAGGUAAAAGAAGUUCAGAAUUAAAUUAUCAAAUGUGUGAAGAUGAAAUAAUUGAAAGAAUUCAAAAUUUAGACAAUAAUCCAAGCAUAGAAGAUAUAUAUAUACUAUGGUGGCAAGUACGUGGUGAUCAGAGAAAUAAUUUCCUUGAAAUAAUAGAAUAUUUAAAAUAUAUAUUUUAUUCACUGACGAAUAAGUAUAAUUUUGAGGAAUGUUUCAUAAAAAAGGAAUGGAAUAAAUGGUAUCAUGGCGUUUUAAGUGAUUUAAUAAAUAUGGAAACUAUUGAUAAUAAAAAUUUUUAUUCUAUAUAUAAGAAAGAAACAUGGACACGCGAAAAAUUUAAAGAUUUUAUAGAUAAAAAUAUACUAGUAUGGAAGAACCAUAAGAUGAGUACAAAAAAAAAGUGGGAAAAUAUUUUGACUGAUGAUUUUAUCAACGAAGAAAAAAAACGUGCAGAUAAUUCACAACAAGGUUAA
Molecule: messenger RNA, 1029 nt
Organism: Plasmodium gallinaceum
Lineage: Eukaryota; Apicomplexa; Aconoidasida; Haemosporida; Plasmodiidae
Product: Plasmodium exported protein (PHIST), unknown function
Exons: 2
Coding region: 1-1029 (342 amino acids)
Source: RefSeq, a predicted model, not a curated record